This is a messenger RNA of Cyphellophora europaea CBS 101466, 462 nucleotides long. RefSeq lists its product as uncharacterized. Lineage: Eukaryota; Fungi; Ascomycota; Eurotiomycetes; Chaetothyriales; Cyphellophoraceae. The transcript is spliced from 2 exons. The record is from RefSeq and is a predicted model, not a curated record. The coding region runs from base 1 to 462 and encodes 153 amino acids.
AUGACUCCAACUCCCAAGCCCGUCAAGGUGACCCUGGCCGAAGAUGUCAACAAGACCAACACUGGUCAAACAACCGGAAUGAUCAGGCAGUCGGCCAUCGUGGACAUGUAUCCGCCCCCUGCACCCCAACACCCUCCCAAGCUGACCCCCCUCCCCCCAACUCCAGCCCCCAACAUCUGCGGCACGCUCAUGCGCGCACAAGCGCACUCAGGCUCAGCCGUGCACCACCACGGCUCGCAAGACACGAUCGUCUAUGCCGUGUCCGGGCACGGCGCGAUCGUCAGUGAAGGCGGCAGGAAGCGACAGGAUCUCAAGCCGGGGGACUGGGCUCUGAUACCCGCGUUCGCGGAGCACCAGGAGGUCAACGACGGGGACGAAGAGGCCGUGUGGGUCAUCUGUCGCGGACCAGGCGGGAUUCCCGUGGUUGAGAAUCUUGAGGGGUGGGGGGAGAGUCCCAAGUGA